Pongo pygmaeus (Bornean orangutan) is the source of this 4297-nucleotide messenger RNA. RefSeq names its product WAP, follistatin/kazal, immunoglobulin, kunitz and netrin domain containing 2 (gene WFIKKN2). Gene Ontology annotation, molecular function: receptor antagonist activity; transforming growth factor beta binding; serine-type endopeptidase inhibitor activity. The transcript has 2 exons. Gene Ontology annotation, cellular component: extracellular region. Bases 1238 to 2968 code for a protein of 576 amino acids. The record is from RefSeq and is a predicted model, not a curated record. Lineage: Eukaryota; Metazoa; Chordata; Mammalia; Primates; Hominidae. Gene Ontology annotation, biological process: transforming growth factor beta receptor signaling pathway.
UUUGUUGUGAGGAUUAAAUGAGAUGAUGCGUUCAGAGAAGCCACACGUGUGAAGAGCCCAGUGCAUCUGGCAGCUGGUACCACCAGGACUGCUCACUGUGUGCGACCUUGGACAAGUCGCUCGCCCUCUUCGACCACAGACCUUCUCCUUUGGGAAGUGGGGGAGGCCAGACAAGGCUGGCAGUCAGAAGGAGCUCACUGAAGAGCAGCCACUGUGGUAGUCAGCGAAGGCAGCUGGACUCCGGCACAAUCCUGAGACACUGUGACCGCGGAGGUUUUCUUGGUGUGUCAAGGAAGAGCGGGGAAUGUGAUCCGUCCCAGCCGCCGGGGGAGCCAGAGCAUAUCUGGUAUGUGUCUCUGGAAUGAUUUGGGGAAAAUUAACUGAAGUUGGAACUUAAGACGCAAACUGCCCUGGACACAGAGAUAGGGAGCUGUCCGUGUGCACACCCCCCACAAAGGGCUGGGGCCGGGGUGGGAGUCAGCUUACAGGGCACAGCGCGGCGCAGGCCCGCCCUGGAAUGGCCGUGAACUUGUUGUUUUUCCACGUCAUUUGCUCUCAAAUGUACUAUCAAGCCGGGCGAUGCUAACCCGGCGGCUGCAGGUCCCUCCUCGUAACAAGCGAUUGUGUGUUCUUUAGAGGUGGCCAAAGAGGAGGAGGGGGCCCGGCCCCAAGGAGGUGGGGGAAAGGGAAACAAGCCCUCCUUCAGAGUGAGCUUGCGUGUCCUGGAGCCAGCUCCCCGCAAAGCACAUGCCAUUUCUGGCCCUUGAAGGGGUUAAAGGCCUCCUGGAGUCAAAAACAAGCAGGUGUCCCACCGUGCCAGAUACGCUGCCUAAACUGCUUCCAGCUUCUUUUUUUUUUCCCCCCCUUCUGCAAUAAGUCUGUGAUCAGCCACGGGACAGAGGCGCCAGCAGCCUGCCUGUGACAGGCAUCAGGUUAGCUGGCUCCCACUCGGGUGGCGCGCCCAGGAUAUAAAUCCGGGCGCGGGCCCCUGCUGUGGCUCCUCUCCCUGCACACUCAGGAGAGGGAGCUUCCUUCCAAAGACCUUUCUUUUAUCUGAAGCCGCACAGCCCGGCAGGCUGUGCUGACUUGGUGCAGGCAGCAGCGGCAGAGCAGCCUGAGCAGGAAACCUGCUGGGGUGGGGAGGGCAGGUGUCUGCAGCCCCUGAGAAGAAGGCCCUGGUGGGCCCCAGACCCUGGCAUCGUUUCAGGGGAGGUCUCUAGCAGCCCCAGCCUGCACCAUGUGGGCCCUAAGGUGUCACCGGUUCUGGUCUCGCUGGGAGCAGGUGGCAGCGCUGCUGCUGCUGCUGCUACUGCUCGGGGUGCCCCCGCGAAGCCUGGCGCUGCCGCCCAUCCGCUAUUCCCACGCCGGCAUCUGCCCCAACGACAUGAAUCCCAACCUCUGGGUGGACGCACAGAGCACCUGCAGGCGGGAGUGUGAGACGGACCAGGAGUGUGAGACCUAUGAGAAGUGCUGCCCCAACGUAUGUGGGACCAAAAGCUGCGUGGCGGCCCGCUACAUGGACGUGAAAGGGAAGAAGGGCCCAGUGGGCAUGCCCAAGGAGGCCACGUGUGACCACUUCAUGUGUCUGCAGCAGGGCUCUGAGUGUGACAUCUGGGAUGGCCAGCCCGUGUGUAAGUGCAAAGACCGCUGUGAGAAGGAGCCCAGCUUUACCUGUGCCUCGGAUGGCCUCACCUACUAUAACCGCUGCUAUAUGGAUGCCGAGGCCUGCUCCAAAGGCAUCACGCUGGCUGUUGUAACCUGCCGCUAUCACUUCACCUGGCCCAACACCAGCCCCCCGCCACCUGAGACCACCAUGCACCCCACCACAGCCUCCCCAGAGACCCCUGAGCUGGACAUGGCGGCCCCCGCGCUGCUCAACAACCCUGUGCACCAGUCGGUCACUAUGGGUGAGACAGUGAGCUUCCUCUGUGAUGUGGUGGGCCGGCCCCGGCCUGAGAUCACCUGGGAGAAGCAGUUGGAGGAUGGGGAGAACGUGGUCAUGCGGCCCAACCAUGUGCGUGGCAACGUGGUGGUCACCAACAUUGCCCAGCUGGUCAUCUAUAACGCCCAGCUGCAGGAUGCUGGGAUCUAUACCUGCACGGCCCGGAACGUGGCCGGGGUCCUGAGGGCCGACUUCCCACUGUCGGUGGUCAGGGGGCAUCAGGCUGCAGCCACCUCAGAGAGCAGCCCCAAUGGCACGGCUUUCCCGGCGGCCGAGUGCCUGAAGCCCCCAGACAGCGAGGACUGUGGCGAAGAGCAGACCCGCUGGCACUUCGACGCCCAGGCCAACAACUGCCUGACCUUCACCUUUGGCCACUGCCACCGUAACCUCAACCACUUUGAGACCUAUGAGGCCUGCAUGCUGGCCUGCAUGAGUGGGCCGCUGGCCGCGUGCAGCCUGCCCGCCCUGCAGGGGCCCUGCAAAGCCUACGCGCCUCGCUGGGCUUACAACAGCCAGACGGGCCAGUGCCAGUCCUUUGUCUAUGGUGGCUGCGAGGGCAAUGGCAACAACUUUGAGAGCCGUGAGGCCUGCGAAGAGUCGUGCCCCUUCCCCAGGGGGAACCAGCGCUGUCGGGCCUGCAAGCCUCGGCAGAAGCUCGUUACCAGCUUCUGUCGCAGCGACUUUGUCAUCCUGGGCCGAGUCUCUGAGCUGACCGAGGAGCCUGACUCGGGCCGCGCCCUGGUGACUGUGGAUGAGGUCCUAAAGGAUGAGAAAAUGGGCCUCAAGUUCCUGGGCCGGGAGCCGUUGGAGGUCACUCUGCUUCACGUGGACUGGGCAUGCCCCUGCCCCAACGUGACCGUGAGCGAGACGCCGCUCAUCAUCAUGGGGGAGGUGGACGGCGGCAUGGCCGUGCUGCACCCCGAUAGCUUUGUGGGCGCGUCAAGUGCCCGCCGGGUCAGGAAGCUGCGCGAGGUCAUGCACAAGAAGACCUGUGACGUCCUCAAGGAGUUUCUUGGCUUGCACUGAAGCCCCCCACCCCUCCCUGCCCCUCCCUGGUCUUCUUCCACCUAUCCACCCCAAUGCCUCUCAGCAAACUGGGCGAGGUCAGAUUAGACAGGCUUGGGACAGCAGGGAAACAUCAACCGACGUGUCAGACAAAAAGCCACAAAGGGUCUCAGAUCAGCGUCUGUUCUUUGGGUUCAAUAAGGGGUUCAUAUCCUUUUUAGCUGAGGGGGACAAAAGGAGAAGUCAGUGGACACACGGAAGUUAUUCGUGACCACCAGCUCGCUCAGACAUUCUCCUCCCCUCACUGGCCCCACACCCCUGGGUCUCCCAGCCACCCUCCCCUAGCCAGUCUCCCAGCAAGGGUUUAAGAGAUGGCCGCUGUGUGCUGGUCACAGGAACAGUUGAAUGGAUUGGCUUGCAAAGGGGGUAGGUGGGGAGAGAUAGGAGGGCCCAGGGACUCAUGGGACACCUUUCCCACAGCCUCCUCGAUUGCCAUGAGCAGAGGCCACUUGGGGUUAGGGGCAUGGGCAGUAGCAAGCUGGAGGCAGAGUCCAGCCCAGCACAUGACUUGCCCUGAAUGGAAGCUGCUGGAACAGGUGCCUUUGGGUGGUGGUCAGCUUGCCUCUGACGCCACCACGGCACCAGCAGAAUACAUAUUUCUUCUCCUUGGCUGCAUUGGUUUGUCGAUCUAGUUCAGUUCAACUCAGUGGAUGUUCUCUGAAUGCUUACUGGGUGCCAGGACCACAGAGAGAUGUUAGUCACUGCCCAGCUCUUAGAGCCCCAACACAGAUGUCCUCAUCCCAGGGCCCCCAGACGCACCCCUCUGCUGGACUCACAACUGUCUGGAGUUUCUAUCUGAUGGAUGGUGUGCUUUCAUAUGCCACUGGUUUCCUUGGACAUAGAGCAGACAAAAGCCCCGGGAUCUGUUUGGUAGCAGGAGAAAUGCAGGAAGAUGAAAAAGCAGGCAGGGAAGGGGAUAGUAAUGGACUGAGAGAGGAGGGAGGUGGCUGGAGAAGGAAAAGGAACAUUGCUCGAUGCUCCCAUCUGGUGGCAGCCUCGGGAGCCCACGGGAACCUGGAAGGAGGCUGUCUGUGAGACCUGGGCAAAGGAUGGGGCAGCUCGUCGGUGAUUUUUUGUGUUUCCAGACUUUCUGUGUGAUCCUGGCCCUCCGGCCGCUAGAGAGAGGAUUGGGAAACCCCACUGUCAGCUCUGCAUCUGCCCCCACUACCCUCCUCUGCCCUAUUCUGUCCCUGCCCCUCCAAGCUGAAGAAGGUCCUUGUGGGGCGUCCUCAUUUCUUCCUCAAAUAUAAGGAGGAAGAUACCAAUUAAAAGCUCAUAGUAUCAAUGGCC